AUGCCCCCCGUCUGGUUCAUCACGGCCGCCUCCUCCGGCUUCGGCCACGCAAUCGCCCUCUCCGCCCUCCGCCGCGGCCACACCGUCGUCGCCACCGCCCGCAACCCAUCCCGCAUCGCGGACCUCGCCGCCGCCGGCGCCCACACGCUCCCCUACGACGUGACGGCGCCCCUCCCCGUCGCCAGGGACCUCGCCGAGCAGGUCUUUGCGCAGCACGGCCGCGUCGACUACCUGAUCAACGCGGCGGGCUACAUCCUCGAGGGUUCGAUCGAGGAGGCGAGUCCCGAGGAGGUGCUGGCGAGCUUCGACACGAAUGUGUUUGGGGCGAUGAGGACGAUUCAGGCGUUUCUGCCGCAUAUGCGCGCUCAGCCUGUUGCUGGGGAGAAUGAGGGAAGAGGAGAAGGAGGAGGAGUCAGGGGCGUGGUGGCCACGUUUGGGAGCCUGGGCAGCUGGAGGGGGUCGCCGAGUGCGGGCGUGUACGCCAUGACGAAGUGGGCGUGUUCUGCACUCGCCGAGACGCUUGCCCUCGAGCUGGAGCCGUUUCGGAUCAAGGCGACGGUCAUUGAGCCGGGGUACUUUCGCACGGGGUUCCUGAACCCCGGCACGAGGGUGUCGACGAGGGCGAGGCUUGAGGCGUAUGAGGACGAGGGCACGCCGACGGGGAGGGCGAGGAGGGGGCUUGUUGCCACGGAUGGGAGGCAGCUCGGGGAUGUGAACAAGGGGGCCGAGGUGGUUGUUGAUGUGUUGACGGGGACGGGGGUGGCCAAGGGGAGGGAUUUGCCUGUGAGGGUGGUGCUGGGGAGUGAUGCGGAGGGGGUUGUGAGGAAUAAGAUGGCGGAGACGGGGAGGAUCUUGGAUGAGUGGAGGGAGGUGAUUCGAAGCACGGAUUCUCCUCUUGAGGAGUAG
Messenger RNA from Trichoderma reesei QM6a, 906 nucleotides. RefSeq lists its product as uncharacterized. Lineage: Eukaryota; Fungi; Ascomycota; Sordariomycetes; Hypocreales; Hypocreaceae. The transcript has a single exon. The record is from RefSeq and is a predicted model, not a curated record. The coding region runs from base 1 to 906 and encodes 301 amino acids.